This is a messenger RNA of Misgurnus anguillicaudatus (oriental weatherfish), 1540 nucleotides long. The record is from RefSeq and is a predicted model, not a curated record. Lineage: Eukaryota; Metazoa; Chordata; Actinopteri; Cypriniformes; Cobitidae.
AAUGCACCGUUUAAGUUUGGUUUGCCAACCGCAUUAAAUAAUACUAGAAGAAGAAGAUGUUAUCUCCGAGUUUUGGGUCCGUGUUUAUUUUUUAUUUUUUUUAAGUAACGGGGCCCGUGUACUUUUGCAUUAUAGUCGUAAGCUUCGCUGUAUGAAGUAUUUAUUUAAUGAGUAUCCUACGUGUAUUUUAGUUAAAGCCGUUUACGUUGCAUGCUAACUUAAAAAUGUCUAAGUCUCUAUCGUUUCGGUUUCAGUUGAGCUCCAUAAUGGAGAUAAUGACUAAAACAGCAAUAGAAGAAAUAUGUAACAUUGUAGAAAGCGAGCUCACGUUACUACGACAAGAACUGUCAUUCGUCAUGAGUGAAAACAGAGUCCUCAAAGAUAAAAUGCUUUGCGUGGAGAAUAAAGGAGAAACAGCUUCCAAAACAUAUCAGUCUACUUGUGUUCAAACAGAAGGAAUGCAGCCCUCCGUCAAUGGGAUAUUUGGGAAGGAAUGGUGCACCAGUUUGUGGGAUCAGAAGAUCCAGUCAACAGAAGAUGAGCUGCCUGAUGCUGUUGACAUGUAUCCUGAAUCACAAUAUAAGCAUAUUGAACCAAUCGGCUCCAUCCAACCCCUGAUCAAAGAGGAGAACAGAUCUGAAGAGGACACAUAUCCAAACUAUGAAGGCAAUGUAUCAGAAGGACUCUUAUUAAACUCUUCUGUGUGUGAACCUUCGGCAGACCCCAAAAAAUAUAACCAGCCCUUUGAAUCUGAUGAAAUCCAGAGAACAGCUUUUGAUUCUUCAGAUGGACACAUCAUAAAAAACACAGUUAUUGAUAACCCUGUCGAACAGUUAAUGGCACCCAUCGAAGACCCUUUGAUAUUUGAUGAUCACGGUUUACUCGACACAUUUUCAGUGGAGCAAAAUGUCCCACCUCCAUCUGAGACCCAAAAAGUACCAUUACAGAAAAAAGAGACUGUGAAACCUAAAUUAAGUUGCUAUGAAGGAAAGAUGUGUCUUCGGCCAAAUGCCACUAAACACAAAGUUACAAAACACAAGCAGCAGCCUCCAGUUAAGCUUUCAAAGUCGAAACCAAAUAGAAGGUAUCAUUGUGAGAUUUGUGGGAGAGGAUUCGCUUGCAAAACUAACUUAAAAAUUCACUUUUUUGUACACACCGGGGAAAGGCCCCAUAAAUGCACUUUUUGUGGAAAAGGAUUCACACAGAUAGGAGCUUUACACAUUCAUGAACGCACUCACACAGGAGAAAGACCUUUUAAGUGUGACACCUGCGGAAGAUGUUUUACCCAGAAGAUCUGCCUACAGAAUCAUGAACGCAUCCAUAGCGGAGAAAGACCUUUUAUUUGUGACACCUGUGGAAUGACCUUCGCCCAGAAAGUCACCAUGGAUAAACAUUUAAUUGUCCAUAACAAACCAACAAAAAAGAAACAAAGGAAAUCAAAGAAAUAUAAGUAACUUUAUAGCAACACCCUUUAUUUACAAUUCAAAAUUCACCAGUAGCUGUAUGAAAUAAAAAAUUUACAAGAUUAACAGUAACAAAA